AUGUCCACCGUAACACAGAAGGCACUGCUCCUGGACAAAAACCAAGUCCUCAUCAAAGUUCCAGCUGCCGCAGCCCUCAAUUGGAAGAUCAGGAAAUACGGGAUCUAUGUUCAAGAGUCCCCAGCUGUACUGGGAUCAGAUAUUGCUGGAGAAGUUGAGGAGGUCGGCGAGGGUGUCACUGACUUCAAGAAGGGGAAUAGAUUUUGGACGAAGCUUAUUCGCCAGCCACACAAAGUCCCUCCAGCAGUAUUCUAUUGCCCUGCAGCGUCGCCUUGGACUACGAAGAAUCCCUCGAAUAUUUCGUUCGACGAACCCGCGUCCCGUAACACUCAGCACGCCCAGAACUUGAAGGUCGGGGUAGGUGUGCUGGGCAAGCUAUCGCGAUCCUCGGUGCCAUGCCAAGCUUCAGCCGUACAACUCGCGAAGCUCUCAGGCUUCACGCACAUUAUCACCACAGCAUCGCCGAAGAACGCCGACGCAAUUGCCUCCCUCGAUGCCACUGCUAUCCUAGAUCGCAACCUCCCUGCCCUUGAGUUGUCCGCCGAAAUCGCGAAGGUCACAGACGGGCAGUCGCUUGACGUCGUGUUCGACGCCGUCGACUCGCUGGCCAUGCAGCAGGCUGCGCUGGAGAUCGUCGCUCCUGGAGGCACCGUCCCAUCGCUCCUCGCUCCGAUGUGA
This is a messenger RNA of Cyclocybe aegerita, 678 nucleotides long. The record is from the annotation of a GenBank genome assembly. NCBI's taxonomy places the organism in Eukaryota, Fungi, Basidiomycota, Agaricomycetes, Agaricales, Hemipholiotaceae.